Messenger RNA from Tetranychus urticae (two-spotted spider mite), 1149 nucleotides. Its product is annotated as cathepsin L. Gene Ontology annotation, molecular function: cysteine-type peptidase activity. NCBI's taxonomy places the organism in Eukaryota, Metazoa, Arthropoda, Arachnida, Trombidiformes, Tetranychidae. Gene Ontology annotation, biological process: proteolysis. The record is from RefSeq and is a predicted model, not a curated record.
CUUUGACUACAACGAAAUAUUAAAACAAUUGAUUCUAACAGUUGAUCUUUGAUAGUUUCAUCAAGAAAAAAAGAUGUUUCAUUCAAUUGUACUUUUAGCCUGUUUGGCUUUGACUUUUGCAAGUGAAGUUGAUUAUAAAUCUGAGUUUAAUCAAUUCAAGAUCAAUCACAAUAAAAACUAUGCUCAUCCAAAAGAAGAAGCUUAUCGAUUCCAAGUAUUUAGUUCAAAUUUGAAAAAAAUUACUGAACACAAUAAACGUCAUGCAAAUGGAUUGGAAACUUAUGACAUGGGAGUCAAUGCUUACACUGAUUUGACUUUCGAUGAAUUUUCCAAAGCAUUUCUUGGAUUUAAUGCAACUCUUCAACGAGAAGCUCCAUUGAUUCACAACCGCAACUCGGUAAAUGAUUUACCAAAAACAAUCGAUUGGCGUGAAAAGGGAAUUGUUGCUGAAAUCAAAGAUCAAGCUCAAUGCGGUUCUUGUUGGGCCUUUUCAACAACUGCUUCGGUUGAAGGUGCCUGGGCUCAGGCUAAGGGUAAACUCGUUGCCUUGUCUGAACAAAACUUGAUGGACUGUUCAUACGAUGAGGGAAACAAUGGUUGUCACGGAGGUUUACCAGACAAUGCCUUUGACUACAUCAUCAAGAAUGGUGGAGUUGAUACUGAAGCCUCUUAUCCUUACACUGCUACUGAAAGUAAAACUUGCAAAUACUCAAAGGCCAAAGAAGGUGCAGUCAUUUCAAAGUAUGUCGAUAUCCCAUUGAGAGAUGAAAAUGCAUUGAAAAAUGCUGCCGCUGAACGAGUUGUUUCUGUUGGUAUUCACGCUGGUUCUUCACUUCAAAACUACAAAUCUGGAAUUUACGACGACUUCUUCUGUCCUGGCCACUUGACUCAACUUAACCAUGGUGUUGCUGUUGUUGGAUAUGGAACCAACUACUGGAUUGUCCGAAACUCGUGGGGAACCACUUGGGGUGAAAAGGGUUAUGCUCGGUUCGCAAUGGGUAAAAACUUAUGUGGUAUUGCUACUAAAGCCAGUUACCCACUUGUUUAGUAAUUUUGCGAUUUGCAAACAUCAAAUGUAACUCUUGAACCAGAAAAUUUUAAAUAAAAUUUGAUCAGAUUCUAUAAAAAUCUAAAUCUUUUUCGGAAAAA